Molecule: messenger RNA, 4512 nt
Organism: Daphnia pulex (common water flea)
Lineage: Eukaryota; Metazoa; Arthropoda; Branchiopoda; Diplostraca; Daphniidae
Product: zinc finger protein 236-like
Exons: 25
Coding region: 101-4327 (1408 amino acids)
Biological process (GO): regulation of transcription by RNA polymerase II
Cellular component (GO): nucleus
Molecular function (GO): DNA-binding transcription factor activity, RNA polymerase II-specific; RNA polymerase II cis-regulatory region sequence-specific DNA binding
Source: RefSeq, a predicted model, not a curated record
CGACAUGUUGUUUUUUUUGGAGAAUUUUGGUUCGGAUGGCGAUUUCUGAAAACACUUGACUGACACAGUUUUAAAUUUUCAAAGAAAAAACUAAGCUAAUAUGGAGUUAUCCACGAAUGAUUGUGAUGGAACUAAUCCAGCCACUGCAUUCAGUUUCGUCCUGUCAGACUCACUAGGAGGAACUGAAAUUUUGGAUGCCGAAAGUGCUGGCUCAAUCAUAUUUCCCACAGAUUUUGAUAUCAACAAGCUGCUGAAAACAGGGAAUGGAGUGCAGGUGCUGUUCAUAGAUUCUUCACAGGUUGGCAUUGUUUCUGAAAAUGGUGCAGCUAUCAUCACAAGCUCACCCCUUCAAGAUGAGAUUGAAGGUGGUGAGCAACCCAAUUUGACAGAAAUACAAGUUGGCAGAAAUCAUCCUGACAGUUUUCAUGUCGAAACUUCUAUGAUAAAUGAUGUGUUAUCAUGCUCAGAGUGUGGAGCUACAUUUAAGAAAAAUGCAGACUAUAAAAGGCAUCAGCUGCAACAUUUAGACAAGAAGCCUCACCAAUGCCCCAACUGUAACCUUUCGUUUAAUGUCGAGAAAAAUCUUAAACUUCAUAUGGCCUUACACAAUACAUCAAGUCAGUGUCCAGAGUGUGGGAAGAAAUUUUCAAGACUGGCCAGUUUAAAAGCUCACAUCUCCCUUCACAUUGAGGAAGAUACACUUACCUGUCAGCAGUGCGAUAACGAAUUCGAGACUAUGAGGGCUUUACGGCGUCACAUAGAAGAAGAACACCAACUGAACAAAACCGCACCUUUAACGCUUGCCGAACUGAAUCACUCAUUUAACGGUUCGGCGAAUCGUGAAACAGAUCCUGUUAUAAAAAUCUUCCCCUGUAAGCAAUGCCAUGACAACUUCAACACUAUGAGGGCACUAAAGGAGCAUUCGAGAUAUCAUCAGAAGGUGAAUUCUAUCUUGUCUUGCAAGAAAAAAAGUAAAAACAACAAAGUUGUUGGAAAACCACGUUUCAGAUGCUCUCACUGCUCUAUGGAAUUCGAUAAGCCGAGUCUCCGUGCUCGACAUGAGCGAGUUCAUACAGGCGAGCGGCCUUACAAGUGUGAUCAAUGCAAUCGGGGUUUCAGUCAGAAGAAUUCGCUGGUUAGCCACCAAAAAGCCAUUCAUGGACGGGAAAAACCCUACCAAUGCACGUUGUGUCCUUACGCCUCAAGUCAGAAAGGAAACCUUCGAGCUCAUGUUCGGCGUCUACACCUUCUUGCCAGUAGCGAACAACAAGGAGACGUUCAUCGCUGCGAUGAUUGCAGUGCCGUAUUCAGGAAUGUAUCGAGUUUGACAUCUCAUAUGAGCAAAUUUCAUUGUGAUGGCAUCCAGACGCAUUUGACAAUGCCACAAUUGCAAAAUUCAGAUUCCAUGGCAGCUCUGAAUAUAAAUGACAAUGACUCAGCGCCACGGGACGAUCUCAGCCACAAGAACGAUAUCCUUCAAAAGGCUCUGGAACGUAUCGGAUUACCACUUUCAGAUGGUGGCACGGAGAAUUCAGAUCAGCGGAACGGAGAACAAAAUAAAACAAAAGAACGAAGUGCCUGCACCACUACUCUCGUAGAUAGAGCCAAUCCAGCUAAACUAGUGCAAUAUGUUGUUGAAUAUCGCAUGGAGAAUUCUGUUCGCUUCCUAUUGUGCGGAAACUGUCCGAAGCGGUUCAAGAAACCGCUGGAUCUGGUUCGUCACCUUCGUAUUCACAACUCCAUUAUGCCUUAUAAGUGCCCUGUUUGUCACAAAACGUUCCGUCUCAAAUCCACUUUGAUGUCUCACUUGAAUUCGCACAAUGGGACCAAGGCGUUUGAGUGCCCUGUCUGUUGUAAAAAGUUGGCCAGUCAGGCAAGCCUUGUUCUUCAUCAAAGGCUCCAUACUGGGCAGCGACCUUAUUGCUGUCAGUUCUGUGGCAAGCAAUUUCGACAUCGGAGUUAUUUCAAAGUACACCUCCAGGCUCACCAGCGAUCUGCCAAAAGCAAAACUAAGACUGCUCUCACAUCGGAAGAGCCACGAAUAGCGAGCGAUAGCUUAAAAACGGGUGCAAAUAUGUCUGUGACGCUGGCUGAACCAUUAGAACUAACCGAGUCGGGAAUCCUCCCGAGACAACCGGUGAAUGCCCAGCUGUUCAGCAGAUCAGAGGAGAAAAACGGCACGCGUCAAAUCCGUCCUUUUAAAUGUUUGCAGUGUGGCGCUGCUUUCAAGAAAUCUGCUCAUCUCAACCAACACAUACAAACUCAUUCGGGAUUGAAACCUUUCACUUGCAACAUCUGCCUCCGGAAUUUUGUUUCCAAGUGGGUUCUCAAAGCUCACCAUCUAACGCACGAAAGAACGUCUGCUCCCAACUUUCAAUGCUCGGAAUGCAAUCGCAGUUUUACUACGCGGGGUACACUGAAUCGACAUAAAGCAAGCCAUAGUGAUUCCAGGCCUUUUAUAUGUCCUUACUGCCAAAAGUCCUUCAAGACUUAUUCGGUUUGUAAAAAACACGUAGGGACCCACACAAACGAAGUCAUCCAUAUGCAACAAGCGCAGUCCUCUUCAGAACUGCCUGAAGUUUCCAUUGAUGCGGAGGCGCUCGAAAAUUCAACAACAUUACCACCAAUGUCUGAAACCCAAACCGAAUCACAUUGGGAUUUGUUGAAUUACGAGCCAAGCAACAUGCCAGCUGAUAGCAGCACAACUCAGCCAAGUGACGAAUCUACUUUAAAUGGAACGAGAGAAGUCACCGACGUACAUAGUCUUCCUUGCACGACGUCGACCUUGAGUGAUGCUUCCUCCUUUGGUCCCAUGCAGCUAGGCAUGGAAUUCGAUGGUGAGGAGGCGUCCGAUGUUACCGACGCUCCAGCCCACUCUGAUCUUCCAACAUUGUACGACAACCAAGUUCUGUCGCAAAGCUUUACUUUCCAGGAAUCUGAACUACUUACUGCACCAACGGAGGAUUCUAAAAGAGAAGAAACCAAAUGUCUUUCAUGCGGACGAGAAUUUAAACGAGCUUCCCAUUUAAAGACCCACAUGCGAAGUAACUGUGGAGCUAAUAAAUCCCACGUUUGCCCUAUCUGCACCAAAUCAUUCGCAACCGCUCAAGCUUUGACGGCUCACGAAAAGUCUCACACCGACCCAGACCCAGAACCUAUGCACUGCGUGUGCGAUUCGUGCGGGCUCAAAUUUCUGUCGUUUCAGCUCUACUUACGUCACACCGAAGAAGGAUGCACUCAAACUAAUGCUCUGGAAACGAGCUUUAAAGAUCAGGACUCGGCUAUAUUUACUGAUACUUCUUCCACUCAAGGAGGUGUUGCCAACGUUAUAGACAAGAUUUCGAAAAGCCUUAAAGAGUGCACUCAGUGUAACAAGAGUUUCAAAAAACAAUCGGAUCUUGUUCGUCAUAUGAGAACUCACACGGGGGAACGUCCUUUCGCCUGCGAAAUAUGUGAUAAAAGUUUCACGCUCAAAUCCACUUUGACGGCUCAUUCGCGUACUCAUUCUGCCAAUGGUAACAAGACUGUGUCGUGUGAGCUUUGCAACGGCCUUUACUCAUGCCGGAACACGCUUCGAAUCCACAUGAGAAUUCACACAGGGGACAAACCCUUCAAGUGUCCGGAGUGUAAUUUGUUCUUCCGGACAACCGGUCACCGACAAUCUCACCUCAAGAGUCACCGGAAAGCUGCCCAGGCAGUCGGUAAACCCGGUGCGAUCCGCACAGUGUCUUCUGCCGCCAACAAGAGGAAAUUAAAAGCUAAGUCGAACAAACAGCGAGUGUUGAACGGAGACAUGGAUUCUGAAGCUCAUCUGGCGAAAGUCAUCGCGAUAUCUGGCGACCUGUCGAAUCAACACAAUUCUUUGGGCGAUCAAAGUGGAUCCCUGGGCAAUUUGACUGUGAAAUUCCACUUGGACGAAGCCGGCAAUGUCCAAUUGCCAACAUUGGACUCGACCACGUUGCUGGACUUGAGGGACUUGAGCGAUCUUUUCCUGACCCAGAGCGAUGGACAGGUCCAAGGGAUCGCAUUGACUCAGGAGAUGAAUUUGUCGCAUCUGUUAACCGUGAGCGAGUCUAACCGGGACGAGCUGAGCAGGAAUCUUAUGAACUCUGAAUCCGGUUUGCGACUUUUGACGGGAAACCACGGAGGAACAAUGCUCGUUUCCAGUUCGCAUGCGGAUCAGCACCAUUCUGAAGUAGAGGAGGGAGCAGAUCACACUAUUAUGCUAGAGGCAGUCGAUCCUGUUGUUAUUUUGGGAGCUUCCAGCGAAACAAGUCCUGAACGGGUGUCGGUAAUUACGGCAAGAAAUCGCAACUUCCAAAAGUGAAUUCAAAUGUUCAAAUUUAUUUUUAUUUGAAAUAAUACUGUUUCUCUGACACUACUCAACGAUCGGUCAUUGAGUUAUCGGACAUUUGCAUCUCGCUUAUUAGUAAAUUUUGUGUUUAUUAUCAUCGAUUAUCAUAUUUCUGGAAUUUUAUAUGCUCUCUUAAAAUAAAAUGUUUGUAUAAAUUA